AAUAGUACAAUAGUCAAAUGUAUUGCCUAUCAUUUGACCAGUUUCUCAGUUUUACUCCAAUUUGCUCAAUAUUUGGUAAACUCUAGAAUUUUAAGUAUUUUAACAUAUGUCGGAUUAUCUAUUUCGUUAUUUUGCCUACUAAUAACCCUCUGGACUUUCACUACUGUCAGACGAUUUCAUAGCAUUCGCGGUAUGAUACAUGCUAAUUUGGCAGGAUCUUUGAUUAUUUCCACUUGUAUAUUUUUAGCUGGGAUUGAUAGAACUGAUAAUAUGGUAUUAUGUCAGAUUAUUGCCGCAAUUCUUCACUUUUCGUUUUUGGCGUCCUUUGCUUGGAUGCUGGUGGAAGGAAUCAUUACUUUUAAAAUGGCUACUCAAUGGCCAGAAACGGUCUUUUCUUGCGUGAUAUAUAAUGUUUUAGGA
Molecule: messenger RNA, 420 nt
Organism: Trichoplax adhaerens
Lineage: Eukaryota; Metazoa; Placozoa; Uniplacotomia; Trichoplacea; Trichoplacidae
Exons: 4
Biological process (GO): adenylate cyclase-activating G protein-coupled receptor signaling pathway; cell surface receptor signaling pathway
Cellular component (GO): membrane
Molecular function (GO): G protein-coupled receptor activity
Source: RefSeq, a predicted model, not a curated record